AUGGGGAAGCUUCAAGUCGGGGGGAAACCCGACGUGAAAAGGGAGGUUGUCAGUGCAUCUGCUAAUCUGGAAGUGAUCAGUCACGAGAGUUUUGUUAAACGUCUCGAAGGGAUGAGCUCGGCCUGUUACAACUGCCACAAGGAGCGAACCCGUUCCCAGCGGAACAAGCCUGGCCGGAAAGGAAAAGCUGGUCGUCGGAACCAGCACGCCAAGGCUAACACGCCUAUUGUGAUACACCUGAAGGACACACUGCCUUCUACGGGCAAGAACCGACAGUCCAGUCUAGAUGGAGACUCGGACGUGUCCUCGACCAAGUCCACGGAUGAGGACCUGUACAUGAGUAGCAGCGGCAGCAGCAGUAGUGGACAGGCGUACCGUGCGGCAACUGCCACCACCAAGGGUUCGGUUCUAGACUACCAGUUUUCUUCGGUGUACGGGGAUGUUGCCUCUAUCCCUGAAUUUGUGCCACAGUACAGGAGUCAUCACUUCCAUCAGGUCUGGCCCCAUACGUUGUACCACCAUGCGACUGUGAUCCCCUCCAGCGUGUUCUCACACCCCACGGCUGCUGCGAAGUCGUCGUACCACUCCUAUCUUUCCAAGGCCGAGAAGGUGAAAGAGAAAUCUAGAAAGAAUUUGACAGCUUUGAUCUCAGUCAUAGAGAAAGCUCAUAUGAAGGAAGCUAAAAAUAUCGAGCCAAAUUUAAGUCGGAAUUCGACAGAUGCUAAACUGAGCAAUGUUCUCAACAACCUGUCGCUGUCAUCACAGAACGAUAUCGAGGUGAAACGCAGGAACAUGGCAGAGUGCCAGAACGUCGAGCUGAUCUGUAACGAUUUGUCCAACGCAGGUGACAAACUGGCCGAAAGCACUGACGAGUCUGAUACCAGCGACAAGGCGUCAGUCGUCUCUAGCGCCGACACGCUGUCAGACGACGCCACAGACGCUGCCAUAUUUGAUGAGGUCAAGGCUCACGAGUUCACAUCUGAUGAACUUCAGCAGUUGGCUGAGUACACUUUAGGGGCGCCUCUAAUACGAUACGAUUACCCACCAUCUCAGUGCCCGGAGUGUAUUAACGCCUUAUACUGUUACCAGUAUUUUCCAUACGAGAAUUACCGCAUAUACACUGGCCCUAAACAAACAGGCCACGUAUACACUGGCUCUAAACAAACAGGCCACGUCCACAACUUACGGCAAUAUCGCCACCCACAUUUUCAGCAGCAGCGAGUGUCCAGUCGCAUCGGGCAGCAGGAGAAGAUACAAGCCUCCCCCAGGACAUCUACCUCAUCGGAAUCAGAUGUUUCGUCUGAUGUUGAAGACUGUUCCACAACGAGCAGUUCUUCUUCUCUAAGCUCCUCCUCUUCUUCUGUUCGAAAAUCCACCGCAUCUGCACUGACGUCCAGUGGCAGCAAAGCCCACACAAAAGCCACACAUCCACACAAGACAUCUAGAAAUCCACGUCCACACGCCCAUAGCAGGAAUCAGGACAGUCAGAACAAGAAGCCUGUAAAACGGGCCACUGCUAGCUGGAAGGCAGCCCGCCAGCUCUGGGACAUCGACCUCUCCAAGUCCCAUCGCCGUGCCAGUAAUAACAACCGGGGCUGUAUUCCCGCGGACAGUGUAUACAUGGACCUGACUGGCACGGACGUGUCCAUUUCGGUCAUGUACCACCAGCAACCUUCAGACAUGACUCCAACCUGGCCGUACCCCGUCCACUCAUUGUACCAAGCUGUCUACACUCCCACUCUCACCGCAUCCACCCUGGAUAUGGGCGGCUCUCCCUGGAAGUUCACCAACCACACCAUGUACCCAUUCAAUAUUGACACCAUUUCCACACACGAGCUCAAGAAAUAUGAGAUGUCCAUGCCACCAAACAGGCCCUGGCUCAACAUCGGAUGUCCCGACAAGGAGGUCCCCGCUGCCGUGUUCACGGUGAUGUGUUACAACGUGCUGUGUGACAAACUCUGCACCAAGGCCAUGUACGCUUACUGCCCCACCUGGGCGCUCAGCUGGGACUACCGCAAGAAAGGCAUCAUGAGCGACAUCCUCCGCGGCAACGCUGACAUCAUUACAUUGCAGGAGGUUGAAACGGAACAGUAUUACAACAUGUUUUUCCCGGAGCUUGCACAGUUGGGCUACGAUGGCAUCUUUCUGCCCAAAUCCAGGGUCAGAACCAUGAACUCGGACAAGGAAAAGAAGACAGUGGAUGGCUGUGCCAUCUUCUUCAAAAAGAGCAAAUUUGAAAAGGUCAACGAGCACCACAUAGAGUUCAGCCAGCUGGCCACCAAGGAAGGCGCCUCCAACACGGACACAGAUAUGAUCAACAGGGUCAGCACCAAGGACAACAUCGCUGUCGUGGCUGUCCUGAAGACACGACCUGGGGCAUAUGAUAACAGUCCGGUUCCACCACCAAAGUGCCUAACACAGAUGCUGAUGGUGUCUACUGCUCACAUCCACUGGGACCCUCAGUCCCCUGAUGUCAAACUGGUACAGACCAUGAUGCUCAUUGAAGAACUGCAGAAAUAUGUCAAGGAAGCCUCCGUGCAGUUUCGGCCCAAUGCCCCUCCGCCCUCGCUGGAUGCCGACCUCUGCAACAGUAUACCUCUGAUCUUGUGUGGGGAUUUUAACUCUUUACCAGAUUCUGGUGUGUAUGAGUUCCUGUCAAAAGGCCGGUUAGUGACUACCCACAAGGACUUUGAGGGCCAGAACUACCAAGUGUUUAUGAAGGAUAGACAUGAAAAUGGCACCAUCACCCACAAUUUUAAUCUUACCAGUGCUUACAAAGAUGUCAUCCCUUUCACAAAUUAUACGUUUGACUUUAAAGGCAUCAUCGACUACAUUUUCUACUCAGAUCAACACCUACGCCUUCACGGAGUUAUGGGCCUUCAAGACGAGGAAUGGUUCCGAGCCAACAAAAUCGUGGGGUGCCCCCAUCCAUUUGUGCCCUCAGACCACUUCCCCCUGUUUGCAGAAUUCUCUCUACCAGUUUCCCCAUCCCUGAGGCCCAGAUAG
Candidula unifasciata is the source of this 3006-nucleotide messenger RNA. The record is from the annotation of a GenBank genome assembly. Lineage: Eukaryota; Metazoa; Mollusca; Gastropoda; Stylommatophora; Geomitridae.